Molecule: messenger RNA, 1922 nt
Organism: Trichoplusia ni (cabbage looper)
Lineage: Eukaryota; Metazoa; Arthropoda; Insecta; Lepidoptera; Noctuidae
Product: zinc carboxypeptidase-like
Exons: 9
Coding region: 311-1552 (413 amino acids)
Biological process (GO): proteolysis
Molecular function (GO): metallocarboxypeptidase activity; zinc ion binding
Source: RefSeq, a predicted model, not a curated record
UUAUUAAUUUACAAGUAACUCAAAUGUUGCAGUUAAAGUCAAGCAAAGCACUACUAAACCUAGCUGAAUAUAUAAAAAUGAUUGAUCAUCUAUUUAGUACCGUACCUAAAGUACUUAGGUACCGUAAAUAAAGACCGCUGAUCUGUUGUGGAAGAGGGACAGGGCACUACACAGCGGAGAGCGGCAUCUCUUUUCCACAUUUUCAAUACUAAGUUUAAUAUGUAAUGGUAGACCCCCAGACUCGUUAUCUUUUAAAUAUAAGCGCUCACUGCGGGUGAUAAUACAACACUCGGCCAUCCACCACGCAAAGAUGAUUCUGUUGUAUUUGUGCCUCUCUGUAUUUCUAGUCCAAUCAUGUACGACAAAUGAUCCGAGUGAUAUUAAAACUUAUAAGGAUUAUAAAUGGUACGAGAUAAAUGGGAAUCGUGAUGGAAUUAAGAAGCUUCUGCGGUUCCUCACGGGGACUUAUGAGAUACCCUACUAUUCACUAGUAGGAGGCACGGGUAAUUUGCUGGUUGCUCCUGAGCUGGUGCCAGCCGUCGACGCCAUCGCUUCUUUCGAAGGCCUGACCACGAAAAUUGUUAUAGAUGAUUAUUCAGAAAUACUUGAAGACGAGAAAGUUAAUCCUCUACGUCAAGAUGGGUUUUCUUGGACUGCCUACUAUGACGUUGAUUCUAUCUACGGCUACCUUCAGAACAUGAGUCAGCAGAAUCCGAACUGGUCUCAGCUGGUGGUAGCAGGACAGAGCUAUGAAGGGAGACAGAUCCUAGGACUGAGGAUCAACACUCCGACUGCAGUUGACAAACCUGUUAUGUUCAUUGAAUCAGGUAUCCACGCAAGAGAAUGGAUCACUCCUGCUACGACGACGUACUUCAUCAACCAGCUGAUGACCAGCCAGGACCCAGAGAUCGCAUCCCUAAGGGACAGCUUUGACUGGCACAUCUUCCCCACCGUCAACCCUGACGGAUACCACUACAGCUAUACCAGGGACCGUAUGUGGAGGAAAACCCGGUCGAGGUCUCGCAAUGGAUGCUACGGCGCCGACCCUAACCGCAACUGGGAUUACAACUGGAUGGAUUAUGGAGCAUCUAGCAAUCCUUGCAACUACCAAACGUAUGGAGGUUCAAAUCCAUUCUCCGAGGUAGAGACCAGGUCCCUCUCCGCGUACAUAUCGGGCCUGGAGAACAUGCUCGGCUACGUCGCCUUCCACGCCGACGCGCAGAUGUUACUCCUACCUUACUCUGAUUCUACGGAACACACCGCUAACUACGACGAUCUGAAACAAAUUGGGGAGACAUCUCUUAAGUAUGGUUACGCAGUUAACAAAGCGAAAUAUGAUGGACCGGGGACUGCGGCUGAACUUUUAUACAAGGCAUCGGGUGGCAGUAUGGACUGGGUGCGCCACGCUCGCGGCACUCCCCUGGUGUAUACAUAUGAGCUGAGAGGACGGUACUUCCACUGGCCAGCUGCCAGGAUCAGCGAGCAGGGAGACGAGGUCACGCAGAUGAUGCUCGGUCUUGCCACCGAGGCUCGCAACCUGGGAUACUAUUAAAACCUUCUUUAUAAAAAUAAGUCAAAUCAUUUAUCGUUACGAGCAUUGCACAUACUGAACAAGUAUAAAAGAUCCCAAUCAGAUUUUAAAUACCCGUAUCUUUUUUUUAAGGAAACAAACAAAAAAAAAAGAUCAGUAGUUACUAUUAGUAGGUACUCGGCGAUAUGGGACAGCUAGUCCAACUAACUCAUUUGUUUGAGAAUUACCUGACACUGAUAAACUGAAGACAGAAGAAGAAGUAUACAUACCAUAUAAUCGGAGAUCAAUAAAAUAAAUAUUAAAAAAAGUAUUUUAAAAUGUCCACUUGUCCGAACGGAGUGUUAACUACAAUGGUACGUCGGAAUUGUUUAUUUCCUUGAAUAAAACAGUG